GAGGCCAGGCGGCGGCACAUCCGCCUGCACAUGGAAGGAGCGCUGACCGCCCGGGACAAGGUCGGGGUGCAGGACUUCGUGCUGCUGGACGCGCACACCAGCGAAUCGGCGUUCCUGGACAAUCUUCGCAAGCGUUUCAGGGAGAACCUCAUCUAUACAUACAUUGGCACCCUCCUUGUGUCCGUGAAUCCGUACCAGGAGCUGGGCAUCUACACCCUGAGCCAGAUGGAACUUUAUCAAGGGGUCAAUUUCUUUGAACUGCCACCACAUGUCUAUGCCAUAGCUGACAACGCUUACCGCAUGAUGUGCUCGGAGCGGACGAACCACCUCAUCCUCAUUUCUGGAGAGAGCGGGGCCGGGAAAACGGAGGCCUCCAAGAAGAUCCUCCAGUAUUUUGCAAUGACCUGCCCCAUGACCGACUCGCUAGAAGUCGCCCGGGACAGGCUGCUGCUCUCCAAUCCGGUGCUGGAGGCCUUUGGAAAUGCCAAGACGCUCCGGAAUGACAACUCCAGCAGAUUUGGAAAAUACAUGGACAUACAGUUUGACUUUAAGGGCAUUCCCAUCGGCGGGCAUAUCAUCGGGUACUUGAUAGAAAAGUCUCGAGUUGUCUAUCAAAACCACGGGGAGCGGAACUUCCACAUCUUCUACCAGCUGCUGGAGGGCGGCGAGGAGGGGCUGCUGGCCUACCUGGGGCUGGAGCGAGACCCCCAGCUGUACAGAUACCUCGCCCAGGCUCACGGUGCCAGCGAGUCGUCUAUGAAUGACAGGAACGACUGGAAAACCGUCUCCAAUGCCUUUGCUGUCAUCGAUUUUACUGAAGACGACCUGGAGAACCUCUUUGGAAUCAUUGCCAGCAUCCUGCACCUGGGGAACAUCUGCUUUAGAGAGAACCACCAGGGCUGUGCCACCAUACCAGUCAUCAGCGAGAUCAAGUGGAUCGCCAAGCUCCUGGGGGUCCAGCCGGCGGCCCUUCUGGAGGCUCUCACCCACAGGAAGAUUGAAGCCCAAACCGAGGAGGUGAUCUGCCCACUGACGCUAGAAAACUCUGUCUACGCCAGAGACGCGAUGGCGAAGGCCGUCUACGGGCGCACGUUCACGUGGCUGGUGAACAAAAUCAACUCCUCCUUAGAGAACAAGGAGUUCACCAAGAAGACCGUGAUCGGGUUGCUGGACAUCUACGGGUUCGAGGUCUUCGACAAGAACGGUUUUGAACAGUUCUGUAUAAAUUACUGCAAUGAGAAGCUUCAGCAGCUCUUAAUCGAGAGAACCCUGAAGGCGGAACAGGCGGAAUAUGAACUGGAAGGGAUCGAGUGGGAGCCGAUUCAGUAUUUCAACAACAAGAUCAUCUGCGACCUGGUUGAAGAAAGGCACAAAGGAAUCAUCUCCAUCCUGGAUGAAGAAUGUAUCCGUCCUGGUCCUGCUUCCGACUUGAGUUUCCUGGAGAAACUGGAAGAGAAAGUGGGGAAGCAUGCGCAUUUCCAAACCCGGAAGCUGGCGGGGCCAAAGGGCCGGAAGAGGAUUGGCUGGAUGGAGUUCCGGCUGUUCCACUACGCGGGAGAGGUCACCUACUGCACCAAAGGGUUCUUGGAAAAGAACAACGAUCUCCUCUACAGGCAUCUGAAAGAGGUGCUGUGCAGGUGCAGGAACGCCAUCCUGAAGGAGUGCUUCCUGGCGGCCGAGCUGGAGAACCGCAGGAGGUCGCCCACGGUGGGGACGCAGUUUAAGACCAGCCUGAGCAGCCUUCUGGAAAUCCUCAUCUCCAAGGAGCCCUCCUACAUCCGCUGCAUCAAGCCCAACGAGAGGAAGGAGCCCAGCAAGUUUGACGACUUCCUCAUCAGGCACCAGAUCAAGUACCUGGGGCUGAUGGAGCACCUGCGGGUGCGGCGGGCCGGCUUUGCGUACCGGCGGAAAUACGAGCAUUUCUUGCAAAGGUACAAGUCCCUGUGCCCAGACACCUGGCCGCACUGGCGCGGGCCUCCAGCAGAGGGCGUAGAGCGGCUGAUCAAAUACAUCGGCUACAAACCGGAGGAGUACAAGUUGGGGAGAACCAAGAUAUUCAUUCGCUUCCCCAGAACUCUGUUUGCCACGGAAGAUGCCUUUGAAUUUAGUAAACAUCAAUUAGUGGCGAGGAUUCAAGCCACGUACAAAGCCUGCCUAGAGAGGAGAGUCUACGUGAGAAAAAGACAAGCAGCCAUCAAACUCGAAACCCACUGGCGUGGAGCCCUGGCCCGGAAGGAGGUCGAGAGGAGAAAGUGGGCUGUGCUCAUUAUCAGGAGGUUCAUCAAGGGCUUCAUCCAUCGCGACAAGCCUCUGUGUCCCGACAAUGAGGAGUUUGUCGUGUUCGUGCGCAAGAAUUACAUCUUGAACCUUCGGUAUCACGUCCCAAAGAGCGUCCUGGACAAGCGCUGGCUGAGGCCUCCUGGCAUCCUGGAAAACGCAUCGGACCUGCUCAGGAAAAUGUGCGUGAGGAACCUGGUUCGGAAGUACUGCCGCGGGAUCACAGCCGAGAGGAAAGCGCUGAUGCAGCAGAAGGCGGUCGCCAGCGCAGUCUUCAGGGGAAAGAAGGAAGGCUAUGCGGAAAGUCUGAAUAAACCCUUUGCCAACAGUCGGAUAGACGAAGGAGACCUCAAUCCCAAAGUGCUCCAGCUCAUCGGCAGCGAGAAAAUCCAGUAUGGCAUCCCGGUCAUUAAAUACGACAGGAAAGGCUUCAAGGCGCGGCAGCGGCAGCUCAUCCUCACUCAGAAAGCCGCUUACGUGGUGGAACUGGCCAAAAUCAAGCAGAAAAUAGAGUACUCGGCACUCAGAGGCGUCUCUACCAGCAGCCUGAGCGAUGGGUUCUUAGUCAUUCACGUCUCGCCGGGAGCCAACAAGCACAAGGGGGACGCCAUCCUGCAGUGCGAGCACGUCUUUGAAGCGGUGACGAAACUCGUCAUGCUGGUUAAGAAGGAGAACCUCGUGCAUGUUGUUCAAGGAAGUUUACAGUUUUACAUCAGUCCUGGAAGAGAAGGCACCAUAGUUUUCGACACGGGACCAGAAGAACAAGUCUAUAAAGAUAAAAACGGACAGCUAACCGUGGUGUCUGUCCGCAUGAAGUCCUGA
Eptesicus fuscus (big brown bat) is the source of this 3099-nucleotide messenger RNA. RefSeq names its product myosin IH (gene MYO1H). NCBI's taxonomy places the organism in Eukaryota, Metazoa, Chordata, Mammalia, Chiroptera, Vespertilionidae. Gene Ontology annotation, cellular component: microvillus; vesicle; myosin complex. The coding region runs from base 31 to 3099 and encodes 1022 amino acids. The transcript has 31 exons. Gene Ontology annotation, molecular function: microfilament motor activity; actin filament binding; ATP binding. The record is from RefSeq and is a predicted model, not a curated record. Gene Ontology annotation, biological process: vesicle transport along actin filament; actin filament organization.